Molecule: messenger RNA, 1632 nt
Organism: Ostrinia furnacalis (Asian corn borer)
Lineage: Eukaryota; Metazoa; Arthropoda; Insecta; Lepidoptera; Crambidae
Product: ammonium transporter Rh type B-like
Exons: 6
Biological process (GO): ammonium transmembrane transport; ammonium homeostasis
Cellular component (GO): plasma membrane
Molecular function (GO): ammonium channel activity
Source: RefSeq, a predicted model, not a curated record
UAAUACCAUUUAUUCUACAGGCGGCCGAUGUUGGUGGUUCCAUAGCCAUCCACACGUUCGGUGCUUACUUCGGUCUUGGAGUCAGUCUUGCCUUGAAGCCAAAGCCAAGCCCUGAGGCUCCAGCCACGAACGGCAACGCAGUCCCAACGGUCGACUUGAAUGGGCCGACCUAUAUCUCUGACGUCACUGCUAUGAUUGGCUCUAUUUUCCUGUGGAUCUACUGGCCGUCUUUCAACUCGGGCUUGACCAACACCGAUGCUGAGUACCAACGAGCUGUUAUCAACACUUACUUGUCCCUGGCUGCCGCUACGGUGACCACCUUCAUAAUCUCUUCAGCAGUGAGCAAGCACCAGGGUCGGUUCGACAUGGUGCACAUUCAGAACUCCACGUUAGCCGGUGGAGUGGCGGUCGGGUCGGUGUGCAAUAUGCACAUCGGGCCGGGAGGUGCCAUCGCUGUUGGUAUUGGAGCUGGUCUUCUGAGUGUGGUGGGGUACCGGUUCUUGACGCCAAAACUGACCAAGCUUGGUAUCAUGGACACCUGUGGAGUCAACAACCUCCACGGUAUGCCAGGGCUGUACUCAGGGUUGCUGUCGGUUCUCUUCGCUGCGCUAGCUAGCAAAGACGCUUAUGGGGCUCCUGAGCUGGUCUCUGUAUUUGGAGCCAUGGAUGAGGGUGGCAGGACGGCUUCAAACCAAGCUUUGUACCAAUUCAUCGCCCUAGCUGUAACGUUCGUGCUGUCUCUAGUUUUUGGUUUUUUGACAGGUUUACUAUCUAAGCUGCCCAUCUUCGAAUCCCUGAAGGAGACCGAAAAAUACGACGACGAAAUUAACUGGGAAUUGCCCUAAUCGAGUUUUCUACAAUUGGCCCUUUAUUUCCAACUGGAAUUUAACACAAUUUCGACGAAAUAAAGGCAAACCUUUGGGUGUCUGUAUCCCCGGGGAAAAUUAUACAGAUAUUAUGUAAUGCAAAAUUGUUUUGUAACUUAUCCUGAACCUUGGGGUCGGGACCAACGUCAUAAUUAUGAAUCUUGUAAAGGUAAUAUUAAGGUUGCAUUUCGUGAAUGAUUUUUUAUAGGGUGAUUCUGCUGCUUGAAAAAAGUGAGCUCAAGUCUCUGAUUAAGCAUUCUACAAAAUAUAGAGUCACUAUUAUAGUUUAAGCAAGACUCUUACUAUAAAAUCAUAACUACUAACGCUACUUUUUCUUCCUCCAUUUUAGCCAAGCAUUUUUGCAAAAAUCAAUUACUAAAAAAUGCCUGUCUAAUAUUUUGUUCUUUUGUAAGUAAUCAAUAAAAAUUUAGUUCACGAGAUCAGUAUUAUGUAAUUUAUAAAUAGCAAUUAUUAUAAUUUACUCGUAAGUUUCCAGUCGAAUGUUUUAAUAUAACUUUUUAUUAGUUUUAGCUCUCUACCAAAGAUAUUAACAAUUUAAUUCUUCAGCUGAUACAAGUUGCAUUUACUUUGAAUAAUUUCAAAUCAUAGGCGUCUAUUUUACAAUACUGUAACUUCAGUUUGCAAGAGCAAGAGAGAUAGUGACAAAUGUUAUCAAAGCCUGAGACAGGAGAGUCGUUUGUCAAAAUGGUUUUAGCUAAGUGGGCCCUAUGUAAACCAUUUAAUCAAACAAUACAUAAAUAGUACA